AUGCAGGAAGGGCUUGGAAAUGCUUUAAGCAAGUUGAAUAUCCAUUCCGUGCCUACUCUACACUUCUUUCAUUACGGUAAAAAGGCCUCGGAAGUUAUUGGUGCCGAUGUUGAACUUGGGGUCGUGGUUUGUGGUGGUGGCCGGCGUUUUGUGGGGUGGGGUUUCUGCCUGAGUUUCGGUAUGCUUGCACUUGCUGGUUUCUCGUCAGUCCGGAUGGAUGGGCUGGAGGCUGCAGGGGGAGUGGCGCUGUUGUUCUUGGAUGGUUGGUUGGUUUUGUUGAUUUUUGCUGUUUCUUGGGUGGUCGAUGGGCGGUGUUGGUGUGGCAUUAAUAAUGGUUUGGAGGUUGUGGCGAGGGAUGAGGAGGUGGAUUGUGGAAUGGCAGUGGAUGCGGGGCAGCCUUGCGCGGCCUCUUGA
Messenger RNA from Fraxinus pennsylvanica, 414 nucleotides. Lineage: Eukaryota; Viridiplantae; Streptophyta; Magnoliopsida; Lamiales; Oleaceae. The record is from the annotation of a GenBank genome assembly.